Messenger RNA from Cryptococcus deneoformans JEC21, 1248 nucleotides. RefSeq lists its product as hypothetical. The coding region runs from base 95 to 1216 and encodes 373 amino acids. The transcript is spliced from 3 exons. Lineage: Eukaryota; Fungi; Basidiomycota; Tremellomycetes; Tremellales; Cryptococcaceae. The record is from RefSeq and is a predicted model, not a curated record.
GCUAUACAAAACUAUUGCCAACCUAUUACUCAGUACAGCACCAAACCCUGGCUUGAAUAAACCUCAAAACUAGGGACCUAGGAGACCCAACGGAAUGCUUCUUCCUCCGCAGCUGCCUCCACCCUCUUUACCAAGAGCGAAACUCUACCGUCUCUUUCUUCAGCAUCUCCGUUUCCUCCCUGAUCCGCAAGUAUGGACCACGAGCGUUCCAAGAUUCCGCAAGCUACUAGAGACACCGGGCCCUUCACCCUCUGGAUCAAAUCCUUCUGAUAAUGAUGAGAGCCACAAAGUGGUUGAGAUAAGAGAGUGGAGACGAGAGAAAGCAUUGAAGAAGGCGCACAAGGAGCUCAACAAACUACGCGCGGCUGUUGCUUGUCACCCUCAUGCUCUCGCUAGACUGUUAGAAGAGAGCUACGGACAACGUGGCAGCCUACGAUGGCAACGUCUUCAGGAAAUAUCUGCUCCUUAUGGUUCCAUCUUGUCACAAACCUCGCUCCCCCCUCCCCUCAUGCCCCUAAGGCCUCCACCACCCCCACCGGACGAUUCACAACCUCGGGCACGUAAGCGAAUGCCUACGUGCAGGUUACGCAAGCAAGCCCAGCGGCUAGUGCAGAGGGAUUGGAAGGGUGUCCAGCCUCCACUUUAUCUUCCCACCUCGUCAGAAUUAAAGGAUAAUGAUGUUGAUAAAAAGGGAAGGACGAUGGUGGAUAACCUUAGGAUCUUUGCUGGCCUUUCAGAAGAACCUACAAGUCCCUUGACUUCCGCUGCAGCGCUGGACCUAUCCCCAUUGCCAUCAAACCUGUCGCGCAUCUUCCCAACCAACCCUCGAAAAACUCGUUCUCUACCCCUACCGCCAUACCCACCACCAAGGCCAAAACAUACUCGUUCAAAUCCGCACACCUGGAGUUUACCUCGGAAAUUGUGCAGUAGAUUGGUGCGAAGAAUAUAUAAGCGCCUUUGGGACAAGCUUAUUUGGGUUCGCCCUGUGAAGGGAGACAAGUGGAAAAAGUGCGGAUACAGAGAACUUCAAAAUUGGGAGCAGGGGCUCAUCAAAGAGUCUUUGGUGGAGACGGACCCGGCUAGCAAUAAAGGUAAGAAGAGCAAGAAGGAAAAAGCGAUAGAACGUACACCAAAGAAUAUCGAUUCAUCUAAGUGGAGCUGCGCCACACCCGAGGAUAGACAAUGGCUGUUAUUUGGCAAAAUGCAAACCUCAUGAGCCUGUUUUAACGCUGAUAUUAUGCAUUCAAA